Messenger RNA from Camelina sativa (false flax), 1200 nucleotides. The record is from RefSeq and is a predicted model, not a curated record. NCBI's taxonomy places the organism in Eukaryota, Viridiplantae, Streptophyta, Magnoliopsida, Brassicales, Brassicaceae.
AAAAAAAAGAGAGAGAGAGAAAUUGAAAGUGUCUCUCCUCGUUUGGUUUUUGGGGUGGGGUGGGGGUGCUUAAGCUUGAGCAAGAAGAUUCGAUGAGUCCGGAGAAUAAAUUGCUACCGAAGAGGAUCAUCCUUGUGCGGCACGGUGAAUCGGAAGGGAAUCUCGACACAGCGGCAUACACAACGACUCCGGAUCACAAGAUCCAGUUAACCGAAUCCGGUUUGCUUCAGGCUCAGGAAGCUGGAGCUCGUCUCCACGCCUUGAUUUCCUCUAAUCCUUCUUCCCCUGAGUGGCGCGUCUACUUCUACGUAUGAGAGCCACCAAGAAGGUCAGAGAACGAUUUGGCCGCUUUUUCUAUCGCUUCCCUGAGGGUGAAUCCGCCGCCGACGUCUUCGAUCGCGUCUCCAGUUUUCUCGAGUCACUAUGGAGAGACAUUGACAUGAACAGACUACACAUUAACCCGAGUCAUGAGCUAAACUUUGUGAUUGUAUCACACGGCUUAACAUCGCGAGUGUUUCUGAUGAAAUGGUUCAAGUGGACUGUGGAACAAUUCGAGGGACUAAACAAUCCCGGGAACAGCGAGAUCAGAGUUAUGGAAUUAGGACAGGGUGGUGAUUAUAGCUUGGCGAUUCAUCACACAGAGGAAGAGUUAACGGCCUGGGGAUUGUCACCAGAGAUGAUUGCAGAUCAGAAAUGGCGGGUUAACGCACAUAAAGGCGAAUGGAAAGAUGAUUGUAAGUGGUACUUUGGUGAUUUCUUCGAUCAUAUGACAGAUUCGGAUCAAGAGUGCGAGGCUGAGGCCACUGAUGAAGAAGAUGAAGAAGAUGAAGAAGAGGGGAAAAGAGUAAAUCUGCUAACGAGUUCAGAAUAUAACAAUGAGGCAGAGUUAUACAAUGGAAAAUGCUGCUGAUAAUUUUACAGAACAAAAAGGAUACAUGAGAAGAAACCAUUAACUACAGAAUUUGGAAAAAAAUUGGAUUUUGAUAAAGCUUUCUGAUUUCUUAGUUGGUGGAAAAGUGUGUACAAACUUGUAUCUGGUGGUCUAUAGAUACACAUCUUUAUAACACCCGUUACAUGAAAGUUUGAAGAUUCAUUUUCUUCUGUCAAAGCACUUGUCUUUGUGAAAGAAAGUUACAAAAAAUGUUCCCUUUAUACUGUGGCUAAGAAAUCUUGAAUUAAUGGAAAUGAUCCAUUUAAUCA